UAAAACGAGCCAGUUUCGGAAUGAGUGUGCCCUCCCUAGGUUCAGUCAGGUAGGGAAUGCCCUUCUUGAGGCCUCUGGAGCAGGUCACCUUUAGAAAGCCACACAAAGGAGAGGAAGCAGCUCCUUCUAGCAUGCGCUAUGUUGGCUGAGCAUGUGAUCCAGGCAGAGGUAGGUAGGUAUGCACAUUCAGCUCCGCUGCCACCGAAUAGACCCAGGAACAGGAAGACAUCCACGGACAUCAUAUCCCAGACUCUCCGUGGUUCUGGAGACUAUAGAAGCCCAAGGUCUUGAGAUCACAGGCUUGGUGACUUCUCUGAACAGUAGACAGCAGGAGCCAUCCAGCUAGAGCUCCCAGAGAAGAAAGGAUGGCAGCCGCUGUGUGGCCGGAAAAAGGCCGAUUGGUCGAGGGAUGUGCUCACAGGAAGGAGUAUGGGAGGACUCUGAGGGUGAGUCACCUCGAGAUGCCAAAACGGUGCCAGCCGAGCUUGGCACAGAUCCAGGGUACAUCAGCAUACAAUGAGGACUACCUGCCUGCCAGUCGCUGGCUGUGUCACAACGAUGGCUCCUGCUGUGUGGGGCACAAGAGCAACUCCAACGACCAGACGCUUCCUUCCAUCCGUGGAGCAGGGUGUGUCCUUGAACUGCUGGCCAGGUUCUACUGUUUGUAUCUGUCAUUUCCUUUAACGCUCCCUGCUGCUCCUGCCCAUGGCAGACCUGUGCCUAUAGCAGAGAGCUCUCUGGUCUGGGGACUGACAGGAGUAGAUGGCCCACGGGAGCCUGGACUACAGCAACUCCCUUACGGGUGGUCCACAGCUGAUGGGACAGACACUCAUCCUGCGUGGGUCUCCUCACCUUCAGCAUGGUCGCCAUCAAGAAACUCCCUGUGUUACCAACUGGAGCGCCACAGGGUCAAGAGCAGCUGUUGGCAUUCCACCCACCCACGCCGCAGCACCCAGUCGUUACAACCACCCAUGCCCUAGAGAUGGCCACACGACCCUGAGCCUCAGAACCCUGCUGAUGAGUCCAGUGAAUCCCGGUGUUCUCAGGCGGGAGGCCGCUCUCCUCUCCUCACACAUCUCUCCACCCUCCCCAUGUCACGGUAGGAAGGACUUGGACUUCAAAGUCACGUGGGUCAUUCUCAUGGGUUCUUCUCCGUAGCCCUCAGGAAACCCGAUGUGGAACUCGUGAGGGAUGACGAGGACUCUGACAAACCAGGCCUGCCCUCAAGUCCUGAGGGGACACAGUCACUUCUUUUCUGGCCACAGACCUGGAGCUUCCUGGAGGCCUGCUUUACCGGAAAAGCACUGGCCUCUCCAGGAGGUGACCCUGGGAGGGCCGGACAGGACUUACCCUUGGGUCCCUGUCGUCUCUAAAUAGAGGAACUUAGGGACACCGCAGAGACACAUAAACUGGAUGUGGUGCUUGUCACUUGGAGUGGUCUCUCUGACUGAAGAAGUGAGCACACCUCUUUAUGACAGUGCUAAAAAAUCAGUGUUUGCAGAGGUUGCUAAAGAAACCCAAGGAGUGUCGAAUCUGAAAUAGCCCGUCUAGACGCACUCCCACUGUCUGACCUUUGAUGCAUUUCUUAAUCCACCGACCUCGCCAGCAAAUUGGUGAGUAAGCAGCGACUCACUUUACACGCUGUCAUGAGGC
Messenger RNA from Peromyscus maniculatus bairdii (prairie deer mouse), 1653 nucleotides. The record is from RefSeq and is a predicted model, not a curated record. NCBI's taxonomy places the organism in Eukaryota, Metazoa, Chordata, Mammalia, Rodentia, Cricetidae.